AUGCUGAAAAGACUCUCAACUAGGAUCUUUAUUUUACGAACGUUUGCUUCUCCCAAAGAGCAGCUGAAAGGCUAUCAGUUCCCGGAAGUUCGCAAGGAGGACUGUGAGCAGGUGAAUUUGAGCUCCAGGUGCUCAAGAAAUUCCCUUAAGAGAUGACUUUAGAGGCUGAAAAUGAUUUUUGAGUACAUUUCGAACAUAACUAAUGCAAUAUUUCUACAGAAAUACAUUUCUGGCUGGGGUCCAGGCGGCCAAAAAGUUAACACAGCUCAAAAUGCGGUUCAACUCACGCAUUUACCUACGGGAAUCGUUCUCAAGGUUUGUGAUUUAGAGCAAACUCCAUUCAACUGUGUGCAAAAAAAAAAUUUUAGUGGCCACUGUAUGGCUGAAUCACCGCAGGCCUGAGUCAUCAAAAAAAGGGUCCUGACACGAUGAAAAAAAAAGACAGUAACUGGUAGGUGGAGAGCGCAGACAGGCCACGCCCUUUUACGUCUCACGUUAGCCGUGAAUAAACUAUAGUGGUAGGGGAGAACGGAAAAAAUAAUAAUGGGCCUACGUAUAGUUUGCAGGUCUCAAAGCGAAAAGUUUAAAAACAGCUGACCAUACGGUAGCUACUAAUUUUCUUUUGCGUACAAGUCCCGCGGAACUGACUAAAUUUUGCUUUUGACUGAGAUUACUAGAAAUAUUUUUGAGAAGGAAAAACUCUUCUAGUUCAUUGACUACUGCCUUUAGACAAAAUCAGGGAAAUAGUGAGCAAAAAGAGGAGGUUUAGACGAAAGUGGACAAACUGGAAACAUUUCUAGUGGCCCCUAUAGUAGUUUUUCAGCCAAUAUUUCUUUUUCCGUUCUCUUUUACUGCUAUAGUCGAUUCACGGCUAACUUGAGACGUAAAAAGGCAUGUCCUGUCUGCGCUCUCAACCCACCAGUUAGAAAAAAAAACGUGACAAGAUUCUAGCUUUUUCUGACCUUUUCUUCUCUAAAACUCACCCCUUACAGGUCCACGAGUCUCGUCUCCUCCCCAAAAACAUUGACAUCGCUUUUGAAAGGAUGAAAUUCGCACUGGAUCGCCAUUUCAACGGCGAAAACUGCUACGAGAAGCAGUUGGAACGGUUACAAAGGACUAAAGAGGACAAGGCGAAGAGAAAAAGAGAAAAAGCGAGGAAAGCCAAGGAGGAACUAAAAGAAGACGUUGAGAAAUCGGAUAAUUUGUAA
Molecule: messenger RNA, 1208 nt
Organism: Caenorhabditis auriculariae
Lineage: Eukaryota; Metazoa; Nematoda; Chromadorea; Rhabditida; Rhabditidae
Source: the annotation of a GenBank genome assembly